AAGAUUAUGAAUAUGUACAAUCCGAACCAGAUAUCAACAGACCAUUCCAGGUUGCACAUGUUGGAAAAUGGAAUCUUACAGAAAAUCUACAAAUAUAUGAUCCUAAAAUAAAUUAUGAGAGUGGUUCCAAGACGUUAAAUCAUUAUUUAUGUGAUUUCGAUGAGUUAUUAUCCUGUAUGAUUCUCGAUGAAAAUGAGAAUUCUUUUACAAUACGCUAUGGAAUUUUUAUUGUCAAUGACAAAGUUCAUAUCUCUGAACGGUAUCCUAGUACCAGAAAUGUUGUGAUGGGUAAACAAACCCAAUUCUAUGGUAGUGGAGAAACCAUACUCAACAAGACAGACAGAGCAAUGAUAGCAGCACAUACAGAUACCAUUGAAACUAUUUUAAAAAUUUUAACAAUCACAGAGUCAGAUAGGAAAGGAUCAAGAUAUAAAAGUGAACUAUAUAAAUGCAAAUAUCUGUAUUACUUCAAUGAUAAUGAGUGUAAGUAUAAAGAGAAACGUGUAAUUAAAAAUGAUCAAAAUAAUGAU
Molecule: messenger RNA, 530 nt
Organism: Racocetra persica
Lineage: Eukaryota; Fungi; Glomeromycota; Glomeromycetes; Diversisporales; Gigasporaceae
Source: the annotation of a GenBank genome assembly